AACAGCUGGAUUUCUUCGCCGAUCCAGUCCCCUCCAUUCUUAAUCCCCUCGUGCGCCUUCGUUUUCCUACCUUUAUAUACCUCCCCUCUUCUUUCUUCUCUUCUCACAAAAAAAAAAAAAAAACAUAAAACAUUACAACUCCAAAAACACUACCAAGAUUCAGCACCGCUUGAAAAUGGUAGGCGUGUUCAAGCGCUCUCUUUCAUUUCCUAACAAAAUUCCUAGCCGUACUCUAUCAAAACCAACCAUCUCAUACCACAAUAGAUCCAUUAGUCUUCCAUGCAGAUCACAUCCCUUGAUUUCCCAGCUCAUAAACGAGAUCAAUGAGCUUAAAACUUGGUCAUCGAAGCUCGAAAACCGAACUUGUGUUUGGCUUUGUGAUGGCUUGAGUCGUCUUAAGGAUGUUCAAGAUUCUUUAGAUGAUUUCCUUCAGCUACCUCAAACACGAGAAUCUCUUCGUCGACAGCCUAAAUGGGUGGAGAAGCUUCUUGAAGACUUUCUUCGUUUUGUUGAUGUUUAUGGAAUCUUCCAAACAUUAGUUUUGGCUGUUAAAGAUGACCAAGUUGCUGCACAGGUAGCUAUAAGAAAGAAGGAUGACUCAAAGAUUGCUUUAUACCUCAAGUCUCGCAAGAAAAUGGCUAAAGAAAUGGCUAAACUUGUUUCCACAGUUCGAUGCAUCGCACGAAGCCCGUUUCCUGGAUUGGGUUCAGGCCCCUCUGUUGGUGAUGCUGAGUUGGUCCGUGUUAUUAUAGAUGUUAUCGAAGUUAGCGUGUUGGUUUCGUUUGCACUUUUUAAUGGAAUGUCGUUGUCUUUCGCGUCAAGAAAAUCAUCCUGGAUUAGACUAAGGUUGCCGAAGAAGGUUAAGAUUGAUGAAGGAAUUCAAGAAUUUCAGCAAAUUGGAGUUGAGAGUUUGUGGGGAUUGGGAAAGAAGGAAGAUGAAGAGGUGAGGAUGGUUUUGAAAAGGAUGCAAGAGUUGGAGGGGUGUAUUGGUGAUAUUGAAACUAGUGGUGAAAGAGUGUUUAGGAGUUUGAUUAACACUAGGGUUUCAUUACUCAAUAGUCUCACACAAUAGAGAGGAAAAAAGGAAGAUCAUGUAAUUUAGUUUUUAUUUUAUUCUCACUUUUUCCCUUUUUUCUUCAGUAAAAUCAAAUGAAAAUGGUCAAAUUUAGUGGUAA
This is a messenger RNA of Populus trichocarpa (black cottonwood), 1175 nucleotides long. RefSeq lists its product as uncharacterized. The transcript has a single exon. Gene Ontology annotation, biological process: root development; shoot system development. The record is from RefSeq and is a predicted model, not a curated record. Bases 176 to 1072 code for a protein of 298 amino acids. NCBI's taxonomy places the organism in Eukaryota, Viridiplantae, Streptophyta, Magnoliopsida, Malpighiales, Salicaceae.